GGCACCUCCUCCGAAGGACUGACUCCGGCCAUCACUUGGGCAUCCAGCACCCACCAUGGGCCCCAUCGGGAGCCUGCUGAGCGGAGGGCACAUGCAAGUUGUCUUGUGGGGGAGCCUGGCAGCCGUUGCCACUUUCUUCCUCAUCACUUUCCUCGUCUUCUUGUGUUCCAGCUGUGACAGAGAAAAGAAACCAAGGCAACACAGUGGGGAUGAUGAGAACCUGAUGAACGUGACCUCCGACAAGGAGUUGUUCAGUCGCUCCAUCACUAGCCUGGCCACCGAUGCCCCUGUGAGCAGUGAACAGAAUGGAGUGCUGACCAAUGGAGAUGUUCUUUCAGAAGACAGCACUCUGACCUGCAUGCAACAUUAUGAGGAAGUCCAGACAUCAGCUUCAGAUCUCUUGGACUCCCAAGACAGCACCACAAAGUCCAAAUGUCAUCAGAGCCGAGAACUGCCCCAAAUCCCUCCGGAGAGUGUGGUGGACACAGUGCUCGACCUGAGGGGCGCAGAUGGGGACCCUGGUCUGGGAAUGGAGGGGCCGUAUGAAGUGCUCAAAGACAGCUCCUCCCAAGAAAACAUGGUAGAAGACUGCUUGUAUGAAACAGUGAAGGAGAUCAAGGAGGUGGCCGCUGCCACACAGGCAGGGAAAGGCCACAAUUGCAGGCCCAAGUCCUCUGCAGCUCUGAAAGGGCUUCCAGGGACCCAAACGGACAGCAAAGGUGACUUUGCAGAAUAUGCCUCGGUGGAUCGGAACAAAAAGUGUCGGCAGAGUCUUCAUGCAGAGAGUGUUCAGGGGAAUUCUUGCGAGCCCGAAGAGGAGCCUCCACCCCCUGUCCCUGCUAAACUUCUGGAUGAGAAUGAAAACCUUCAGGAAAAAGAAGAGGGAAAGGAAGGGAAACAAGGCAUGGCAGAGGAGACUGAGGAAACCAACAAGAGAUUCAGUUCCAUUUCAUACAAAUCUCGGGAAGAAGAUCCAACCCUCACAGAAGAAGAGAUCUCAGCGAUGUAUUCAUCAGUAAAUAAACCAGGACAGCCAGGAAAUAAAUCAGGACAGUCACUGAAAGUGCCAGAGGCCACCUACACUUCUAUUGAAGGGGCCACCCAGAGGUCCCCUUCUUCCUGCAGUGACCUCUAUGCCACCUUGAAAGACUUUGAGAAAACUCCCAGCAACAGCGUCAGUGUGAUUCCAACGACCAGGAGACUAAGCCAAGAGCCCGAGCCCGACUACGAAGCAAUACAGACUCUGAAUAGAGAAGAAGAAAAGGCCCAUUUGGAAACGAAUGGCCACUAUAGUCCCUUCCCAAAGGAGAAUGACUAUGAGAGCAUUGGGGACUUGCAGCAAUGUAGAGAUGUCACCAGACUCUAGCAACCCAACAGAGACCCCACCUCCCCCCAGCCUUCUAGAAGCAUUUUCUUCCACCGAGCUAAGAAGCACUGUCCUAGGACCAAUACAUGUAAGCUGCUUUUAGGAAACUGAAGGCAAUCCAAGAUGGCCCCUUGUUUGCCUACUUUCAAAAACAGUGAGGUACGCACCUGGCUGCACCAGAUGCAUGGUGCAUCUGCUAAGCACAUCUUCUCACCCUUGCUCCCCCUGCAGAAGCCCUGAAUUUCAGGGCUUUCAUCCCUCCGUGAAGAAAGCCAGGAUGAAGGAGGAACUGUACUUAUCAACAAGUCCACCCAAAAUUCAGCUAUUCACAAGACCCCCAGCUUUUAUUUCUUUCCUCCCUCUCACUGUUUGCUGCUGACAUCAAAACAUAUGGCUCUUCUCCUCUUGAAAUCUUCCCAUUUUUUCAUGAUUCCUUUCCAGGAAGCUUUCCCACCUGGCCUUUGCCUUCCAUAAGUGUUUUGAGAUGCUAGUUCCCUUUCUCUCCCAAACUCAUCCAAGAGCUACACACCUGUCAGCCCUCCCUACGGGAGG
Molecule: messenger RNA, 1918 nt
Organism: Suncus etruscus (white-toothed pygmy shrew)
Lineage: Eukaryota; Metazoa; Chordata; Mammalia; Eulipotyphla; Soricidae
Gene: PAG1
Product: phosphoprotein membrane anchor with glycosphingolipid microdomains 1
Exons: 6
Coding region: 56-1366 (436 amino acids)
Biological process (GO): negative regulation of T cell activation; intracellular signal transduction
Cellular component (GO): plasma membrane; membrane raft
Source: RefSeq, a predicted model, not a curated record